Molecule: messenger RNA, 8217 nt
Organism: Bombina bombina (fire-bellied toad)
Lineage: Eukaryota; Metazoa; Chordata; Amphibia; Anura; Bombinatoridae
Gene: FAM20B
Product: FAM20B glycosaminoglycan xylosylkinase
Exons: 8
Coding region: 180-1409 (409 amino acids)
Biological process (GO): protein phosphorylation
Cellular component (GO): Golgi apparatus
Molecular function (GO): phosphotransferase activity, alcohol group as acceptor
Source: RefSeq, a predicted model, not a curated record
AUGGGAACUAGCUGCUUCCCUGUUGGAUUGGUUGGGGGUGGGAAUGUGUGAUGUUGGCAACCGGAGGCUGGCGACCGUGUGGCAGAGGUUCCAGCUGGUGUCAAUCCGAGCAAUGUCUUCCAGUUAAGAAACCUGAAGUUAUCUUUUCACUCUACUAAGACCCUCUCCUCUGGGUCACUAUGAAGUUGAAGCAGAGGGUGGUGGUUCUGGCCCUCCUGGUGGUAAUCCUGGUUCUUACAAAGCUUCUGUUGCUGGAUCGGUUUGAGACCUCUGCUGCCCAGCGACAAGACCAGCUAUCUUACCAACACAUGAUGUCCAAACUGCAGCUCACCAUGGACUCCCGACUGGAGCACACCCUACAGUCCCCUUGGGAGAUUGCAUCUCAGUGGGUUGUCCCACGGGAAGUAUAUCCUGCGGAUACCCCAGAAAUGGGAGCCGUCCUGCAUGCAAUGGCCACAAAGAAGAUUGUGAGAGCUGACGUGGGAUACAAAGGCACCCAACUGAAAGCCUUACUGGUCCUGGAUGGAGGUCAAAAAGUAGUGUUCAAACCCAAGAGAUACAGUCGAGAUCAUGUUGUGGAAGGUGAACCCUAUGCCGGGUAUGAUCGCCAUAACGCAGAGGUAGCCGCGUUUCAUCUAGACAGGAUCCUCGGAUUCAGACGAGCUCCCCUUGUAGUCGGCCGUUUUGUGAAUCUUGUAACUGAAAUUAAACCUGUGGCCACGGAACAGCUGCUAAGCACAUUUCUUAAGCAAGGCAAUAACAGCUGUUUCUAUGGGAAGUGUUAUUAUUGUCGUGAAACCGAGCCUGCAUGUGCAGACAGGGAAGUUAUGGAAGGUUCAGUUACUCUCUGGCUGCCUGAUGUGUGGCCCCUUCAGAAGCACAGACACCCCUGGGGAAGGACCUACCGUGAGGGCAAACUGGCAAGGUGGGAAUAUGAUGAAAGUUACUGUGAUGCUGUGAAGAAAACGUCGCCAUACGACUCAGGCCCCCGACUUCUGGAUAUUAUCGAUACAGCCAUCUUUGAUUACUUGAUUGGAAAUGCAGACCGGCAUCAUUACGAGAGCUUUCAGGAUGACGAAGGAGCUAGCAUGCUCAUACUGCUAGACAACGCCAAAAGCUUUGGAAAUCCAUCCCUAGAUGAGCGUAGUAUUUUGGCCCCUUUGUACCAGUGCUGCAUUAUACGAGUCUCCACUUGGAAUCGCCUAUCUCAUUUGAAGCGAAGCUCCUUGCGUUCAGCGCUACUUGCAGCCACAUCUCACGACCCUCUCUAUCCGGUGCUGUCAGAAGCGCACCUGGAAGCCUUGGAGCGGCGCCUGCAAGGGAUUUUGGGAACUGUCCAGCAAUGCAUAGACCAGUUUGGUGUGGAUACAGUGAUGGUGGAGGACAGAAUGUUGACCAAUAGAAACUAGCUGCCCAUCAGUAUCACCUAGGGAGGUGUAACAAUGGUUUGCUGUACACCUAGAGACUUGGUGUGUGGGGAUUGGAACCCUUAAAUCAGCACAGGACACCCACAGACAGUAAUACGAGAUCCAAAAAUGUGCAGUUGUCUUACGCCUUGCGUCCUGGUGGUGAGAUGGUAUCAAAAUUAAGGAAUUAUUUGCUUUUCCCAUGUUUUGUCUUAUUUGUGACACUCUGCAAGGGAUUUUUUUUAUUAUAAGAAGACGGACAUCAAGAACCCUUGUCGGUUCCGUGGGUGCAUAAUUUGGACAGAUUUUAUGUUUUCAGUCCAUAAUUUAUUUCCUUGCUGGUGAUGUCUGUUUUUUUGUUCUAUAUAUAAUGAUUUUUUUGUUUUGUUUAAGGAUACGUCUUUUUUUUUUUUUUUUUUUUUUUUUUUUUUUUUAAAUCUGUGGGUGUUGGGUUUUUACCAUGCGGUAUGCACAUUGUCCUCAGGGUGGCGCUGCCACUUUAUAUAUUACCAUCUGGUGCAACAAACCCAGUGGGUAUGUAUUUUAUCUAGUUCUGUUAAAUUAUUAGAUUAAUUUAUGGAAUGAUCUAAUGGGUAUUAAUGGUUAUAUGUUCCUAUUCCAUGGUUUUAGCAUUCUGCAGAACAUUUCAUCAUUAAUCUUUCUAAUUAAAAAAUGUGUUGGUUAGCUAUUUGCAGCGGAAUCUUCUAUCGAAGAGCUGGACAUUUAAUCCACCGUUUGCCAAAAUUGAAAGCCAACUGUAGUUUGGUUAAAGCCUUUUGGUCAACACAGAACUCCUCAAUAUGACUGUUGCAUUUUUACAGGUAGCCUCUUCAAAUGUACAAUACUGCACAAGGAACAAGGAAACCGUGUGGCUUUUAAAAAUAUUAUUUAUGAUAAGUGAAUCUAAUAUAGGAUCCAUUAUUCCUAGCAAAAUACUUAGACGCAGGAUCUGCUUUUAUUUAUUAUACACACACUUCAUAAACCCCGAAUGUUCAGCAUUAUUUUGGGCAGCUACAACAGUGUUUCAUUCAAACUAAUGAAAAGUAUUUUCCGCUUCCUACUUUGGCCUAGUUUCCAUUGAAGUGCUAAAGUUUGGAAAUAGACUUUAAAGGGACAGUAUACACCAAUUUUCCUAUAACUGCAUUUAAUAGACAAUACUAUAAAGAAGAAUAUGCACAGAUACUGAUCUAAAAAUCCAGUAUAAAACCUUUUACAAACUGACUUAGAAGCUCCCAGUUUAGCAGUGUUGAUGAAGUUAGUCUGAAAGGGGCUGGGAAAGCAGGAACAGCAGACCCCCCCCCCCCCCCCCCUGCAAAUAAAAAGUCCCAAUACGCAUAAUGGAGCAAGCUGGAGUCUGUAUACGUCAGUAUACAGCUAAAACAUUGGGGCUUGGUUAGGAAUCUGAAAAUCAGCACAAUGUUGUUUAAAAAUAAGCAAAACUAUUUAUUUUUACAAAAACACUCCCAGAUGAGCUAUAUAAAUGGAUCAUCUACAAAACAUUUAUGCAAAGAAAAAUCUAUUGUACAAUGUCUCUUUUAAGGCAGAUAAAUGUUUUUAUCACCAGUUUCCAAAAUAGACCACAUCAAUGGAAGCUAAGCCUUAGUCGUCUGCUCUGUUAUGGUGCUUUCAUAUUUGUUUGUUUUUUGUUCAUUUUAUUCCCCUGCUACUAAUUCAAACAUAACAAAAAUCCAGUCCAGCACCCGUGUCAGACAAAUAGUGUGCAUGCUGUAGGAGUAACCGCACACACUCCCAGGAUAUCCAAAGAAAGCACCAAGGAAGAUGCGACAUUCACUCACAGUUUUAAAGGGAUAUUAAAUAGUAUGAGAUCCUAAUAUAAAAUGUUUAAUUGUGUGUAGUUAGAAUACUUUGCAAUUUACUUUUAUUAUUUAUUUUGUCCCCUUUUUCUGCAAUUUAAAGAGCUAGAAAGGUAAAAAAAGAAUUGUGCAUUUCAAUUUUAAAUAGAAACAUUUUCACAGUAUUCUGUCAUUAGCAAAAAGGCUUCUAGUAAAAUAUAUUACUGUUUUUUUCUGCAGCAUACGCACAUAUGUUGUGAGGGGUCCCGUGCACCAGUAUUCUAACACCUCACUUUUUCAGAGGGUCAGCAGUAGUCUUCAGAAGCAAUAGACACCAUUGCCACCUCUCUGAGUGCAUUGUUGCUAAUGGAAGUAUAUUGCAAAAAUGCUUCUAUUUCAAAUUCAAAAGCACCUAUGCGCGUUUCAUUUUUUACAUUUCUAUCCCUUUAACUCUGAACAUUGUUGCUUUUUUAAAUUCCACUGAGUUUCUAUACAGUAAUGGGUGCCACCAUGUUUAAACUUAAGUUGCCCCUUACCGGUUUCCCCUGGUGAAGACUAUUAGGGACAGAUAUAAAACAGGCAAUAAAAGAGACUGUCCAAACAAGGCUGUGUGGAAAAUAGGAUAAUCUUAAAGGGAUUCCACACAUCUGUGUUUACACAGAGAUAAAUAGAAAACUAGUUUAAACAUGGUGGCGCCAUAGAAAUUAAGAACCUUUACACUUAUAUUUUCAAUAUGUAAACAACUAAUAUAAUUUAAGGCUAGUCUUUACUUUGAAUACAUCAUUGUUUCUAGCAUAUAUUUACUGUUAAACAUCCCUUUAAUUAGUGGUAUAAAACAUAGACAACAUUCUGGGCUACAAGCACUUAUUUAAGUCACACAGAACACUAUAUACAAUAUACUGCUGUUUAAUUAGUAUCUCAGGUGUAAUUCCUCAUUAAGGGAUUAACCCAUUCCUAUCCUAACACCAUUAUAUAUAUAUAUAUACAGCAAAUUAAAUACCACUGAGGUGGUUUUGGAUCAAGUCCUUAGAGUGCGGUCUUAACUUAUUGCUCAUUUAUGUAUAUAUGCACCGCACCGGGGCAGAAAAAUUUUGUCACGUGAGUGCUUGGUGACAAAGUUUGCAAUAUAUAUAUAUAUAUCUUAUAUGUACUGCUUCAAAAGAUGGGGGAAAGUAAUACUUCCUACAUUGCAUAAAUAUUCUUAAUGAUAAUACCAAAAUAUUAAAAUAAAAAUACUAGUGAAACAAUGCCCCUUCUAAACCACUGUUAUUUGCUUUUGGAUAUAGAGAUAUUAAGGUUUAUAUUGUAGCGAAAAGAGAAAAAAGCGCAACCCCACAUCAAGGUAGACGUUUAAGCUUUAUUACACACACUGCAUGCGGUUAUCAAGAUCCCGGCGAUCUUACAUUGGAUUAUACCAGAGACAUUCUAACCGGGCUGAGAUUUUCCUCUCUUCUUCCCUGUUUGGGAUACAGGCUGGUUAAACAAUUUUAUCUUGUAAGUGUUUGUAACCGCAUGCAGUGUGUGUAAUAAAGCUUAAACGUCUACCUUGAUGUGGGGGUUGUGCUUUUUUCUCUUUUCGCUACAGGAUUGCCUCAUAGAGAGUGUUCAGUGACGCACCUCACUGAAAGUAUCUGCACCCCACGGAUCAAGGUGAUUGGGGGAACCAUGGAAUCUGAAAAAAAUAAAAGGCUUUAUUGGUACUUCCCUGGAUUCUAAGAACGAUUACUUUUCAUAUAUCUGGAAGUGGUAAAUGUACUGUUCCUUGAUUCUUUAAUAUGUUCAACAUAUACUAAUAUUUGGUCAUUAUAGAUCAUAGGAUCUUGUCCUUUACAGCAUUUGCACAACACUCCAGGUAGUGCUGCCUUCGAGUGUAUUUGUAUGUAAUUUUAUGUUCAUUGGUUACAAUUUAUAAGAUCAUUAUUUUUAUAUAAAAUACCUAUCACUUUCUGAUAUAUUGGUAUUUAAGAUCAGAUAUAUUAUAAUUGAAAUAUAAUCAUUCCAACCACAUACACUCUCUAUAACCCUCAAGAUAACAUAUUUUACCCAUUUAGUUACACUGCUAAUACUCUGUUUUGGGUUAUUAAGGUUUAUAUAUCCAAAAGGCCUCUUGUUUCUUUAGUACGUUUUCCCUGUCUCCUCAAUGUCUUAAUACUGGGGCACUAAAGUGGUAAGCUACUGGGGCAGUUACAUCUCCCCGUUCUAAUGUUGGAUUUAUGUUGAUUAAUACAGUUUCUAACCCUUUGGGUGGUCUCGCCAACAUAAACAAUCCCACAGGGGCAUUUGAUCAAAUAGAUGACAACAGAAGUAUAACGGGUAUAAUAUGUUAAAAUAGAAAACGUUCAAUCAAUUCUAGGAUGGAUAAAAAAAAAAACUCCUCUUAAGGAGACUUUAUGCAACAUGCCAAAUAAGGGUAACCUUUCUUCGUUUUAGAGGUAAUAUAACUCUGUCUCAUCGGGGAUCGCUACCAAUAUCGGCUUUUACCAAUUUGUCCAUUCAGACAAGGAAUGGGUUAAUCUCUUAAGGAGGAUUUACACCUGUUGAUACUAUUUAAACAGUCCUUUGUAUAUAGUUUUCUAUGUUACAUGAUUAAGGACUCAUAGCCUGAGCCAUUCUCCAUGCUUUAUUCUACUGAUAAAAUUUGUGAGUGAAUCUUGCAUCUUAUGAGUGGGUUCUGCAGUGGUUUUCUUCCUUGAUACUAAUUCGGAUAGUACUGUGUUUUCGGCAAAUUCUUUCUGUUAACUAGUGAUCAAGUCCUUUUCUGGUUUGUGUUGGUGUGUGCUCACAAGAAUCUUUCUAAAGGAUUGUAAUUUUGUUUAUUUUAUUACAUUUCCUCAUUAUUUCUCGUGUCUUUCAACUUGUUAUGCCAGAUUAUUCUAUAUCUGUGAUUUACUAAAUUGACUUGGUACAUCUGAUAUACACAACACUCUGUAUAUGCCCUUAAAGGGACAGUCAACACCAAAUUGUCCCUUUAAUACCUAUUCCCCAGUUUUGCAUAACCAACACAGUUAUAAUAAUACACGUUUUACCUCUGUUAUUACCUUGUAUCUAAGCCCCUUAUUUCAGUUCUUUUGACAGACUUGCAUUUUAGCCAAUCAGUGUUCACUCCUUGGUAAAUUCACUUGCGUGAGCUCAAUGUAUUCUAUAUAGCACACGUGAACUAAUGCCCUCUAGUGGUGAAAAACUGUCAAAAUGCAUUGAGAUGAGAGGCGGCCUUCAAGGACUAAGAAAUUAGCAUAUGAACCUCCUAGGUUUAGCUUUCAACUAAGAAUAUCAAGUGAACAAAGCAAAAUUGGUUAUAAAACUAAAUUGGAAAGUUGUUUAAAAUUACAUGCUCUAUUUGAAUCAUGAAAGUUUUUUUUGCACUUGACUGUCCCUUUAAGUGUAUGUACUUCCCGUCUUCAGCACUUCAAAGUCAAUAAUCAUUGUUUAUUACAGAAGUCUAUCAGCCAAAUACGUUAUCGUCCGGUAUAAAAAGUAAGUUAUCAGAAAUCGUAGCAUAAAAAAUGUGAUGUUUGUGUAUCUCUCUUAUCCUUUUUAUUCAAUUAUCUUUUUAUAGCAGCCAUGAGUGUGAGUUAAUGAGACAUUAAAGUCAUGGUAAAACGUUUGUGAAACGCUAGGAUUUACCAGUGGAACAAAUAAAGGGGACUUCAUGCUGAAAGCUCCUUUUAUUUGUCUGAAGCAUUCGCUGCACUAAGCUCCUCAGGCCGCAGAACGCUAUUUUGCUGUAAUGUGACAUUUCCACCUCUUAGCCAAUAGUCGUGCAGGCCAGCUGCUAAGAUCAAGUCACAGCAAAAUAGUGUUCUGCCGUGGGCUGCCUGAGGAGCUCAGUGCAGUGAACGCUUCAGACAAAUAAAGGAACUUUCAGCAUGAAGUAUUUUAUACUCCAUGACGGAAAUUCCCCAUUUAUUUGUUCCACUGGUAAAUCCUAGCGUUUCACAAACACUAGGAUUUACUAUCAUUUUAAAGUAUUUAUUUUUUUUAUCCGAAAGAAAUUAUUUUUGUAUGCGUACGUUUUUUGUUUUAACCAGUUAACGGCUUUAGGACAUUCUAUGCCAUCCUAUUAGCUCUGGACUUUAACGCCCUUAGGGUGAUUGAUCAAUGGCUGAAAAAGAACCACAACUCUAUUAGUGGAUGAGGACCACACUCUACAAGCAGAAAAAGGUUAUAUUUUUUUAUGUCUUGUUUGGGGGGUGGGUUCAGCACAGGGUAACAACAAAAUAAUAAUAAAUGUUAAUAAAAUGGUUUCUUCUAGAUGUGAAACGGAAUUCAAUUUCCAUUAAACCCAAAUUCCUCAAAUUAAGCCAAUAAGAAAAUCCUAUUGACCGUAUAUAUGUGUCAUGUGUUAUUUAAAACACAAUGCAUAAUUUGCAAACACAUAAUAAACAGACAAUGCAAUAAUUCUUUAAAUUUACAAUGCGCAGUAGUUUUUCUUUAUGUAUUAUACCUGCUGUUCUUGUAAUUUAAACUUGUAAAUUGUAGUUUUCCCACCGUCCCCCAUAGAGGCUGAAGUAUAUCCUACUACCCGAUUCAUAACCCUGGUACACUUUUCAAGGGAUAUGUCUCUGGACUGCAAAACAAUGCACAUUUUGAAUAAUGAAAUUACAGAUCUUUGCAUUGCAAUGAUAAAUGCAUUUAUAGAAAAGUUAAUGUCCCUUUUAAUAUACGUGGUUUUUUAUCUGCAGGUAAAAUGAUCAUUUGAUUCAAUAUGACUUGAAGAUUUAGAUAUUGUGUAUUCAAUCUCCAUAAAACAGUUGUAUGAAUUGUCAGCCUUUCUAAGACAUAACAGAUUCCCUCCCACUGUAUGUUUAGUUACAGAUCCUAUAUCUACAGUAUGUAUCAUUGGAGCGUUCAUGUCAAGCUGCUAUGUACAUUGUCUAGAGACUAUGAGCUACUGUAUAACACAUUUUGGAAGUAAGAUUUUGGGUACAGGAAUGUCUUACGCUUGCUAUUGUGUGGUGCAAGCUGAGAGUUAAACAGAGGAAUAACGUCAAAUCUUUUAUUAAAAUAAAUGGAAACUA